Molecule: messenger RNA, 1189 nt
Organism: Helianthus annuus (common sunflower)
Lineage: Eukaryota; Viridiplantae; Streptophyta; Magnoliopsida; Asterales; Asteraceae
Product: methylsterol monooxygenase 1-1
Exons: 5
Coding region: 90-989 (299 amino acids)
Biological process (GO): sterol biosynthetic process
Molecular function (GO): iron ion binding; C-4 methylsterol oxidase activity
Source: RefSeq, a predicted model, not a curated record
CCCCCCAAUAUUUUAACCAAACAAACUGACAAAUAACAAACAAACUCCACUCACACUCCUCUGGCCUCUCCGCCGAUCCGCCACCACAAAUGUUGCCCUACGCCACCCUACACGACGCCGAAACCGCCAUUAACCGAUCUCUAACCACUGCCGAAACCCUAUGGUUCAACUACACCGCCACCACCUCCGAUUACGUCCUCUACUGCUACAACAUUCUCUUCCUCUUCCUCAUUUUCACCACCGUACCUCUCUUCUACCUCUUCACCGAACUCCUCUUUCGCGAUUAUGUUGCUGUCUACAAAAUUCAACCGAAAGUUAGGUUUUCGGUGAACGAUUACUUCAAAUGUUAUUCAGAUGUAAUGCGCAUGUUUAUUCUCGUCGUUGGACCGCUGCAGCUUGUGUCUUAUCCGUCGAUUCGAAUGAUUGGCGUUCGGACAAGCUUGCCCUUACCGUCACUAAUGGAGAUAACAUCUCAAUUGAUAGUCUACUUUCUAAUUGAGGACUAUACUAAUUAUUGGAUCCAUAGGCUUUUUCAUUCUAAAUGGGGAUAUGAGAAAAUUCACAAGGUUCAUCAUGAAUACACAGCACCUAUAGCGUUUGCAGCACCAUAUGCGCAUUGGGCGGAGGUAUUGAUCCUUGGGAUCCCAUCUUUUCUGGGCCCCGCAAUUGUUCCAGGCCACAUGAUUACAUUCUGGUUGUGGAUUGCCUUGAGGCAGAUUGAGGCCAUUGAGACUCACAGUGGGUAUGAUUUUCCAUGGACGUUAACCAAAUACAUUCCCUUUUAUGGUGGUGCGGAUUACCAUGACUAUCACCAUUAUGUCGGAGGCCAAAGCCAAAGCAACUUUGCAUCCGUCUUCACUUACUGUGACUACAUAUAUGGAACAGACAAGGGCUACAGGUACCAUAAGAGACUCCUGCAACAGUUACGAGAUGACUCAAAAAGCAAUGGUGGAUCAAAUGCUUCGGGGCCAGAUAACAAAAUGGAGUGAUCACGACAAAACCGAGAGCAAUCUGGUUUGCGUUUUUCAGAAAUUUUAGCUCUCUUCUAGUGUGACCAAGUCAUUUAGCUCUUUAUGAUAUCUUGUGCCAUGGAUAUUUUGUGUUUCAAACCCAAAUGACAUUCUCUUGUUAAAAAAUUUCAUUAACCGAUUAGUUUUAGUUACAAGCGAUUUGGUUCUUUUAGUUAUAA